AUGGCUGCGGCGUUGGUGCAGCCAAGGAUGACUUGUUUCCGGGCCGACAGAGAAGGCCAAGUCAGCCCUGCGAACUUGGAAGGCCGACCAGCUAUGAGUGCUGCUCUCGCAGCCAUGACGCGAGAUGACUGUUUGAUUUUGAGGUGGGCCCGUGGUUUCAACUUGGAGGACGAGAUUGACCAUGGCCCAGGAGAAUGUGUCAUGUUGCUUGGGUCUGCAGAAGGAGGCGAGCCGCUUGAAAACAGAGUCACGAUCCUGUUCCUGGAUCGUGCAGCCAUCGUGGAGGAGAACUUGGCUGCCAAGAUUCCUUUUCACACCAUCUCCCAUUUCCAAAAUCCGCCGCCAGCGACCGAGAUGAUGAUGAUCGGCGGGUUGCCCGAUGUGAGGACAUCGGUCAAUGUGACCACAAGCCAGAAUGGAGUGCCCUUUGAGUCUGAAUGCAAUUGCGUGAUCUUCAAAGGAUCCUCAGGGGUACAACGCGGAGAUGAGCCGAAAGUCAGCACGGUCACUUUCAAGGGACCUGAUGGUGAAGACCACCCUGCGCUGCAGGUUUGCGUUAGUCUUGAGAAGUAUAGCUUGCUGAGGCACAUUGUGGCCAUGUGA
Cladocopium goreaui is the source of this 603-nucleotide messenger RNA. The record is from the annotation of a GenBank genome assembly. NCBI's taxonomy places the organism in Eukaryota, Dinophyceae, Suessiales, Symbiodiniaceae.